AUGGCCUGGGGUGAUCUUCCUAAAGAGGGCCGCACGCUGGACCCUUUGAGUGACGACUUGCGGCAUGGACUGACUGCUGUUGCUACCCUUGCGUUUAUCUCCUUCUUUUCUGCGAGCAUUCUCUUCUUUUACCUCGUCUACAAGCUCACGACAUGGAGCCUUUUUAUAAAAUCGCAGUCCGAUGGACACCUUCAACAACAAACGGGACCAAUCCAGAGAGCGAUUGACUUUUCGCUAGGCAUUGACGGCAUAUUCUCCGAUAACAAUGAAGAGUCUGGUAAAAAGGGAGAUGGUGUACCAGAACCUCGGAAGCCCAAUCAAUUUCUCGUCCUGAUCAUCAACCUUCUCCUCGCCGAUAUGCAUCAGGGUGUGGCAUUCUUCCUCAAUGCUGCAUGGCUUCAAAAUAAUGCAAUCAUGGUAGGAACAGCGACUUGCUACACACAGGGACUCUUCGUGUCGCUUGGCGAUUUAGCCUCGAGCAUGUUCAUCACUGCCAUCGCUGUGCACACAUACUUGGCCGUUGUGAAGGGACGACAGACACCACAGAGGGUCCUGUAUGGUGUCAUCAUAGGCAUUUGGAUAUUUGUUUAUGCCAUUUCGCUUAUACCUAUUGCUAUCACUAGCAACGGCGCAGAGUACGGAGGCUUCUUUGUCCGUGCUGGCAGUUGGUGCUGGAUGAACAGAAAGUACGAAAACUUGCGACUCUUCACCCAUUAUCUCUACAUCUUCAUCGGUCUAGCCACCACGUCAAUCCUCUACACCAUCAUCUUCCUCCACAUCCGCCGCCAAGCUCGCUUGCGAUCAUCGGAUGAUGAUACGGAGUCGGUACACCUUGAACUCAACCGCAACCCAGCCUUCCUGAUAUACCCCGUCAUAUACGUCCUGUGUACCCUCCCUCUGGCAGCUGGCCGUAUCGCAACAAUGGCUGGUGCCAACGUACCGAACGGAUACUUUUGUUUUGCUGGCGCAAUGAUCGCUUCCAACGGCUCCUUCGAUUGCUUGCUGUUUGGUACCACCAGAAACACCAUUAUCUUUGCAUCGAAAUACGACGUCUCCUCAAAUAACGUGGGUCUAAGCACGUUUAAUUUCCUCAAGACACCUACGAACCGAAGAUUCGGAAAUACCAUCUCUAUUCAAGGCGGGAGACAGAAGGAUGAAGACGUCGCUACAGGAGGAUGGUGGACGUGGGCCUCAAGAGGACCUAGCUCCAGUAACAGAAGUCACAGAGGCAUGACCCGCACCACAAGUCAGGAGUCCUUGAGAGGACCGGCUAUCCAGAUGGAUACUGUGACAUCGGUGGUAGUUGAGGUUGAUGAUACUACGGAGCGAGACCCUAGGUACCCCGAUACAAGCGCCAGCUCCAAUCCGUCGCUUGUUAGCUCGGAGAAGGAUUUUACAAAAGUGGCCGAGAGAAGACUGGAUAGAUAUUGA
Messenger RNA from Fusarium pseudograminearum CS3096, 1431 nucleotides. RefSeq lists its product as uncharacterized. Gene Ontology annotation, biological process: adenylate cyclase-activating G protein-coupled receptor signaling pathway. The record is from RefSeq and is a predicted model, not a curated record. Bases 1 to 1431 code for a protein of 476 amino acids. Gene Ontology annotation, molecular function: G protein-coupled receptor activity. Lineage: Eukaryota; Fungi; Ascomycota; Sordariomycetes; Hypocreales; Nectriaceae. The transcript has 2 exons. Gene Ontology annotation, cellular component: plasma membrane.